Messenger RNA from Cetraspora pellucida, 1206 nucleotides. The record is from the annotation of a GenBank genome assembly. NCBI's taxonomy places the organism in Eukaryota, Fungi, Glomeromycota, Glomeromycetes, Diversisporales, Gigasporaceae.
AUGACCGAGUUAGUUGAAGCACCUGUUCUUAAUUCUCGCCUUCGUGACAAAAGAAAAGAGACCGAGGACCCUGAGGUCGCAGAGUACUUUAAGGCAAAAGAAUUGUUUACAAACGGUAUCAAUAUCGCGUCAAAGAUUCCAGAUGAUUCGAAUGAAGAAACUUUGAAAGCUCAUGAGAAAGAAAUUCGGGAAUCUACAAAAUGUCUUGUCGAAGCCUUUUUAUUAGACGAGAAAGCAACUGAAAUGUCACCUAGGAUUAUGUCACUUGCUCAGCAAUAUGAAAAACUUUUAAAGCUACAAUAUGAUUAUUCUCCUCCGGAGGAGGCAGAUACAUUCGAACCGGAGUUUACAAGGGAGUCACUUAUACUAGUAAUCUGGCUUCUCUUCAACGGAAAACAAUAUCAGUUCUGCAUUCAGACUCUUACCAUAGCCCUUAGACAACUUGAUCCAUCUCUUCAUCCUCGUCUUCUCCAUCUUCGCGCUUCAUGUUAUCUUGCAGCCGGAGAACACAAACAUUGUAUCAAAGACCUUGAACGCCUGGUGUCUAUUCAUCCCAAUUUCGUUGAUGCUUAUAACAUUAUGGGGUCUAUAUAUAGAUCACAGGGUGAUCGAAUGGAGGCUACACGUAACUUUAAAAUUUACAUUGAAAAGGCUAAUAAAGAUUCGACUUCUUAUGCUCCUGCUCUUUACGCUUUAUCUGCACUUACGAUUCAAAAUGCCAACGCAACGACGAUAGGCAAUCGGAAACAGGUCACACAAAAUUUACGUACUCAACAAGCUUUAAAUUACUACGUAAGAGCUAAAGAAGCGGAAGUAAGGUACAAUUAUCUUUACGGACGCACACCUGAGAUGACCGAUGCUAAACGUACUGCGGUCGCACUUUUCGAACCAGAACAUCUUAAAGAAAGUACGAAAGUGGAAAAAGGAUCCAAAAAGGAGGCUGAAAGAUUAAAAAUUUUGCAACGAUUCUUUGCAUCAUCCCAGAAUAAUCAGGGUAAAAAGUGUAAUUCUUGUAGCAGCCAAGUACGAAAAGAUGUAAAUGGGGAAGUAGGUAGUGAAAAGAAAGCACAAUUGCUAGUUUGUUCCGGUUGUGGAAGUGUGAACUAUUGUUCCAAAGAAUGCCAAAAGAAUGAUUGGAAAAAUGGACAUAAACAACAAUGUGCAUUAUUGAAAGGUGCAACAUUGAAAGGAGCAAACAACAAAUAG